ACCGGUAGAGGCGCUUUGUCGCCGAACAGCCCUUCUCCUCCUCCAAAAUUCUAGCACCGUCCUCCCAAGCUAUUCCCACCUCCUGUUUCCCCGGCUUUGCCUCUUCAGCUGCCCUCAUUUUUUUCAAACAAUAACAGUCAGUGAGCUCGCUCACCCCCUUCCCCCCGCCGCCGAGGGACAGAACGCGGGAGAGGCCGAAACAUAUCAACUGACUUGCAUUGACAAGGCGGCGGGGACAGCAGCAGGAGGCAUGGCAGCCGGGUUCGGCAAGAUUCAGAUAGGAAUAUAUGUAGAAAUCAAGAGGAGCGAUGGUCGAAUACACCAAGCUAUGGUAACAUCCCUAAACGAAGACAGUGAAAGCAUUACGGUUGAAUGGAUUGAGAAUGGGGAUACUAAAGGAAAAGAGAUUGACUUGGAAAGCAUUUUUGCACUUAACCCAGACUUGGCACCUGAUGAAGAAAUUGAGCCCAGCCUUGAAAUGCCUCCUCCACCAACACCUACCACUAAAGUAAAUAAAAUUGUUAAGAAUCGGCGAACUGUAGCUCCAGUUAAGAACGAAACUCCUGCAAGGGACAAUAGAGCAGUUGCUUCAGCUCGUGCUCGGCCGAGUCAGCCCAUUGAACAGUCAUCCUCUGCACAGCAGCAGAAUGGUAGUGUUUCAGAUAUAUCUCCAGAUCAGCCUGGAAAAAAGGACUUUGGCCUUCCUUCACGGAGAAAGUCAAAUUGUGUUAAAGAAGUAGAAAAGCUGCAGGAAAAGAGAGAAAAAAGGAGGUUACAGCAGCAAGAAUUAAGAGAGAAAAAAGCCCAGGAUAAUGAUGCCACAAAUCCAAAUUAUGAAAUAAUGUGUAUGAUCAGAGAUUUCAGGGGGAGUUUGGAUUAUCGACCUCUAACCACAGCAGAUACAAUUGAUGAGCACCGAAUAUGUGUUUGUGUUAGAAAGCGACCACUUAAUAAAAAAGAAACUACCAUGAAAGACCUUGAUGUAAUUACAAUUCCUAGUAAAGACGUAGUAAUGGUACAUGAGCCAAAACAAAAAGUGGAUCUUACUAGAUUUUUAGAAAAUCAAACUUUUCGUUUCGACUAUGCCUUUGACGAGUCUGCUCCAAAUGAAAUGGUUUACAGAUUUACAGCUAGACCGCUUGUAGAAACCAUAUUUGAAAGGGGAAUGGCCACAUGCUUUGCGUAUGGGCAAACGGGAAGUGGAAAAACACAUACUAUGGGAGGUGACUUCUCUGGAAAAAACCAAGACUGUUCAAAGGGAAUUUAUGCACUUGCAGCACGAGAUGUUUUUCAAAUGCUUAAAAAACCAAAUUAUAAAAAAUUAGAACUUCAAGUAUAUGCUACAUUUUUUGAAAUUUACAGUGGUAAGGUUUUUGAUUUAUUAAACCGAAAAACCAAGCUAAGAGUAUUAGAAGAUGGUAAACAGCAAGUUCAAGUAGUGGGAUUAUCAGAGCGUGAGGUGAAAUGUGUGGAAGAUGUCCUGAAGCUAAUUGAGAUAGGGAACAGCUGCAGAACAUCUGGCCAAACGUCAGCCAAUGCACAUUCAUCUCGGAGUCAUGCAGUGUUUCAAAUCAUUUUACGAAAGAAAGGGAAAAUGCAUGGCAAAUUUUCUCUCAUUGAUUUGGCUGGAAAUGAAAGAGGAGCUGAUACUUCCAGUGCUGACAGACAAACGAGGCUUGAAGGUGCUGAAAUAAACAAAAGCUUAUUAGCUCUGAAGGAAUGCAUUCGUGCUUUAGGAAGAAACAAACCACAUACCCCAUUUAGAGCAAGUAAACUGACACAAGUCCUUAGAGACUCUUUUAUUGGUGAAAACUCUCGAACUUGUAUGAUUGCAACUAUUUCUCCUGGUAUGGCAUCAUGUGAAAACACUUUAAACACUUUAAGAUACGCAAAUAGAGUAAAGGAAUUUGGAAUUAGUCCAUCGGAUAUUCCCUUCUCACAGGGUAGCGGAAGUCGUUCUGAUCUUUCUCCAUCCUAUGAGUAUGAUGACUUCUCUCCUACGCUCACCAGAGUGAAAGAACUCACUGUAGAUCCAAAUGCUGUAGGAGACCUCCGCCCAGUGUUACAUCAUGCACCUAAUCAGCUUGAUGAUUUAGAAACGAUAUGGGGAGUUGGAAGCUCCCCCCAAAGAGAUGAUUUAAAACUGCUUUGUGAACAAAACGAGGAAGAAGUUUCUCCGCAGUUGUUUACAUUCCAUGAAGCAGUGUCACAAAUGGUAGAAAUGGAGGAGCAAGUAGUAGAAGAUCACAGAGCUGUAUUUCAGGAGUCUAUAAGAUGGCUGGAAGAUGAAAAGGCACUUCUUGAGAUGACUGAGGAAGUAGAUUAUGAUGUAGAUUCAUAUGCUACACAACUUGAAGCAAUCUUGGAUCAAAAGAUUGAUAUUCUCACUGAGCUUCGGGAUAAAGUGAAAUCUUUCCGUUCUGCUUUGCAAGAGGAAGAACAAGCUAGCAAACAAAUCAAUCCGAAGAGGCCACGAGCUCUUUAGAAGUAGAACUUGAAGAAGGAAGAAGACCUUUUUAUAAACUUUCUAUUGUAAAAUAGCAAUGAUAUCAUACUAUGGCCGAACAAACCCAGUUACUUGAAACUCCAGAAAAUUUUUAUAAUGCCAGUGUGGAAUUAUUUCUCCUUCACUUGAAUGGGCAAUCCUUUAUCAUUUUUUUUAUUAUUAUUAUUUUUCUAACCACUUCAUUGACGUCUUAAAGUGUUUCUAGCCCAAACAGCACAACCACAUUGUUACUAAGAGGCACUUUUUUGAAAAUAUUCCUCUCAAUCAUGUUUUUUUUUUGGCUUUUUUUUUUUUUUUUUUUAAUUAUUAUUAUUAUAUAAAUAAUGAAUUUAAAACUGUGUACUGGAGAAUGUCAUUUUAUUUUCAAACAAAACUCCAAAAAGUAGCUGUGCAGUUUUAAAUUGCUUGCAUGUGUAUUCUUCAGUGAUUGUACAGAAUUUUUUUUAAAAAGAAUUAGCUGUGGCACCUACUUUGUGCCUUCGUCAAGGCUAUUGGUCCUACUUGUUUAACGCUAUUAAGCACAGCCUUAAUUUAAUAAUAAAAUGAACAUUCCUUGUUUGUCUGUGUAAAUUAACUUGUUUUUAACAUUGCGUUUAUUUUUUAUGUUUUAGUUUGUUGCAGGAUGUGCCAUAUGACAAAACAUCUUCCACCUGUAAAAUUAAUAUUUGAAUACUGUAAAGAGUGGUUGUAUUUAACAGUUUAUUUGUAAAAAAAAUAAAUGAAAAUAAAAUAUAGUUAAUGUACAAUAAAUAAAGGCAAAUAGACAUUAAUAAUAUACCUUCUGAGAUGGAUAUUAAAAUGUGUUGCAAAGUAAUAGUACAGUAAUCUUGGGGGGCAGGGAGUUCACUUGCAUUUUGGUUUAUUAAAAAUGAACCCAGAAGAUUCAUCUCACUCCUCAUUUAAGGUGUUUGAAAUUGUACAAUUUUUAAUGUGUCCUUUGCACUUAAGCCUUUUACCAAUGAAGACAAUUGAACAAUAUGAAGUAUAAAUUCACUGCCUUACGUUGGAACUGUUAACUUAUGCUUUUUAGCACCCAAGUUAACUUAAAUAAAUAGAACUUCUUUUGGCAAGUA
Molecule: messenger RNA, 3579 nt
Organism: Bombina bombina (fire-bellied toad)
Lineage: Eukaryota; Metazoa; Chordata; Amphibia; Anura; Bombinatoridae
Gene: KIF2A
Product: kinesin family member 2A
Exons: 21
Coding region: 251-2485 (744 amino acids)
Biological process (GO): microtubule-based movement
Molecular function (GO): microtubule binding; microtubule motor activity; ATP binding
Source: RefSeq, a predicted model, not a curated record